Molecule: messenger RNA, 994 nt
Organism: Microtus oregoni (creeping vole)
Lineage: Eukaryota; Metazoa; Chordata; Mammalia; Rodentia; Cricetidae
Gene: Prdx1
Product: peroxiredoxin 1
Exons: 6
Coding region: 146-745 (199 amino acids)
Biological process (GO): leukocyte activation; response to oxidative stress; hydrogen peroxide catabolic process
Cellular component (GO): cytosol
Molecular function (GO): thioredoxin peroxidase activity
Source: RefSeq, a predicted model, not a curated record
CGCACCCCCCGGCCCGCUCCGAAUCUCGCGAUAACUUUGUGGGCUAUAAAAGCUGCGCCCCGCGCGCGUCUCGGGCGUCGUCUUCCUUCCUUUGCGUAGCUGUUUCUUUCUCUGAGACCGGUGACUCGGCCCUGCUGAUAGCAAGAUGUCUUCAGGAAAUGCAAAAAUUGGGCAUCCUGCCCCCAACUUCAAAGCCACAGCUGUUAUGCCAGAUGGCCAAUUCAAAGAUAUCAGCCUAAGUGAUUACAAAGGAAAAUAUGUCGUAUUCUUCUUUUACCCUCUGGAUUUUACUUUUGUGUGCCCCACUGAGAUUAUUGCUUUCAGUGAUAGGGCAGAAGAAUUUAAGAAACUGAACUGCCAAGUGAUUGGAGCUUCUGUGGAUUCUCACUUCUGUCAUCUGGCAUGGGUUAAUACACCCAAGAAACAAGGAGGAUUGGGACCUAUGAACAUUCCUUUGGUAUCAGAUCCCAAGCGCAGUAUUGCUCAGGAUUAUGGAGUCUUAAAGGCUGAUGAAGGUAUCUCUUUCAGGGGCCUCUUUAUUAUUGAUGAUAAAGGUAUCCUUCGACAGAUCACUGUAAAUGAUCUUCCUGUUGGCCGCUCUGUGGACGAGACUCUGAGACUAGUUCAGGCCUUCCAGUUCACUGACAAACAUGGUGAAGUGUGCCCAGCCGGCUGGAAACCUGGCAGUGAUACCAUCAAGCCUGAUGUCCAAAAGAGCAAAGAAUAUUUCUCUAAGCAGAAGUGAGCACUGGACCAUUUUUCUGACAGGCUCCAUUGGACAGCCAAAAGAAAAUCUCUUGUACUCUAUUCAUGCUUAAAAACAAAACUUGGUGUCAUCCAAGACAUGCCUUUCCUACAGUGCUGGGGGGUGGGGGUUGGCCUUUCUUCCACUGUUGGGAAUGGCCUAAGCUGUGUUGUGGGUAGACUAUAUGAUAAAUCUGUUGCAGAAAUCAGCCUGUUCUUUUUGUAGUAUCUAUUAAACUUGAAAAUGUGA